Molecule: messenger RNA, 1512 nt
Organism: Penicillium coprophilum
Lineage: Eukaryota; Fungi; Ascomycota; Eurotiomycetes; Eurotiales; Aspergillaceae
Exons: 1
Coding region: 1-1512 (503 amino acids)
Biological process (GO): transmembrane transport
Cellular component (GO): membrane
Molecular function (GO): transmembrane transporter activity
Source: RefSeq, a predicted model, not a curated record
AUGUCCUUCCCUAUGGACAAGAAAGACCCAGAGUCUGACCUGGCUGAGGACAACGUCUCUUCCGCAGAAGGACAACUCGGUGCCUACGACCGCAUGCCAGAGUCCCUUCGCGCACUCAGCGACGAUGAGUUCACUACUCUCAACAAGAAGACUGUCCGAAAGGUUGACCUAUUUGUCCUCCCAACAAUCUCUAUCUUGUACAUUCUCAACUACAUUGAUCGCCAAAAUCUAUCGGCUUCUAAACUUCAAGGCAUCAUGGAAGAUUUGCACAUGUCGGAACAGCAAUUCGCCACGGCUAUCUCCAUUCUAUUCGUCGGCUAUUUGCCCUUCCAAAUUCCCAGCAACCUCCUCAUUACAAAGUUCUCCCGACCCGGCAUGUACAUUUGUGGUGCCGUGGCAAUCUGGGGUUGUAUCUCGGCGUGCACAGCGGUGGUUACGACAUAUGGUCAGCUCCUCGCUGUCCGAGCAAUUCUCGGGGCCGCCGAAGCCGUUUUCUUCCCUGGUGCCAUCUACUACCUCUCUGCCUGGUACACAAAGAGGGAGCUAGGGAAGCGUAUUGCCGGGCUAUAUAUUGCCCAGCAAGUCGGUAAUGCCUUCGGUGGUCUUUUUGCCGCAGCUAUCCUUCAACUUGAUGGACACCAUGGAAUCCGCGGCUGGCAGUGGCUAUUCAUCAUCGAGGGCAGUGCCACCGUUGGCAUUGGCAUCAUCUGCGCUUGCAUUAUGCCAGAAUUUCCCCACAACAGCCGCAUUCUCUCCCAGCUUGAGCGCGACUGCGCCGUGUGGCGUGUUGAGUCUGAAGCUGGUGCCGCAGAGGGCACAGAGGAUGAGAGUGUGAUGAAAGGUUUUGUCAAUGCCCUCUCGGAUCCUAAGUUGAUCCUUCUCAUCUUUUGCAACAUGUUAUCUCAAACGCAGGGCUCCAUCGCCAACUACUUCCCCACCCUCGUGGGCUCUCUCAACUUCACCAGCACCAUCAGCUUGCUUCUCACGGCACCUCCCUAUAUCCUCGCUGGGAUUGUAUACUACGUACUCAUGCUGUACUCUGAUCGAAAAAAUACCGUCUACCCAAUCAUUCUCCUUUGUAUCGCCAUCUCGAUCCCGAUGUACAUUAUCCCGAUUGCGAGUACGAACGUGGGCGCCCGCUACUUCUCCAUGAUGAUCCUUCCCUUCGCCUCCGUCGGUCCCCAGCUCCUCCUCUACAAGACCAUCAACCUGCAUCUUGCACGCCCCAUCUCGAAGCGAGCGGCCGCCUCUGCUUUGGUCAAUGCCAUUGGUGGCACAUCCAACAUCUGGGCCUCGUACCUAUACUUUGGAGAGCCUCAUUUCUAUGCUGCCUUCGGCACGCUUAUGGGUGCUGCUGUCUUGUUCGGAUUUACGAUCACUGCAUACCGCUGGCUCGUCUUGCGCGAGAACAAACGUCUGGACUCGGGUGACCCCGUGGAAAUAGCCAAGGUUAUCAAGGGCGGCGUCACAGAGGAGAUGGUACAGCUCAAAUGGCGCUACGAGAUGUACUGA